GCGACGGGAAGGGGAAGCCGCGCGGGCCCGGAGCCGCGCCGCACCAGCCCGGCUGCCUCCACCGCUCAUCAAGCGCCGCGAUGGGGCUGGAGACCGAGAAGGCGGAUGUCCAGCUCUUCAUGGAUGACGACUCCUACAGCCGCCACAGUAGUGUCGAUUACGCAGACCCCGACAAGUUCGUGGACCCAGGCAGCGACCGAGAUCCCCACCGGCUCAACUCGCAUCUCAAGGUGGGAUUCGAGGAUGUGAUCGCAGAACCAGUGUCCACGCACUCCUUCGACAAAGUGUGGAUCUGCAGCCAUGCUCUCUUUGAAAUGAGCAAAUACGUGAUCUACAAGUUCCUGACGGUGUUCCUGGCUAUUCCCUUGGCUUUCGCUGCGGGAAUUCUCUUUGCCACCCUCAGCUGUCUGCAUAUCUGGAUUAUAAUGCCUUUUGUAAAGACCUGCCUGAUGGUCCUGCCUUCAGUGCAGACAAUAUGGAAGAGUGUGACCGAUGUUGUCAUUGCCCCAUUGUGUACGAGUGUAGGACGCAGCUUCUCUUCCGUGAGCCUGCAACUGAGCCACGACUGAAUACUUGGGCCCCAGGUCCAGAGACCUGGGUACUGUACUACUUGUUUUUAUAACAUGAAAGCACUACUGUUCUGUUAUUUCCCCAACUGUUCAGAUUAAGAAAGCUAUUAAGAUGGGCAACCACAUGUAGAAUGUUUAUUGGCAGGUCUUUUCAAAUAACGCUUUUCUAAUUAAAAGUCAAGGAUUUCAUAUCUAACUUUAUAGCCAGAAUUAUUCAGUAGGCAACAAUUAAUUUUAAAGGCAGACAGUUUUUUCUUUAGUACAAAGGUAUGCAUUUUAUAAUGAUGAAUCUGCAAUGAUCAAGAGAACUUUCUCUCAAACACUACAAUAGUUUUGUGUACAACUGCUCAUAAAAAUAAGGAAUUUCCUAUUUUUUCACUCUGGAAGUAAUACUUUUUAAAACCUUUGCAGAUAAAGUCAUAGGGAUGCUUAGAGAUAAGAUAAUACAAAGAUCCUAGAAAUUACAGUAACAAAAGUGACGAUAGGGGCUCUCAAAUAAAUGUGAAAAUAGAUUCAUGAAGACAUGUUCCUUUAAAUAGGGUAUUGUUAACUUACAGGUAUAUUUAAUAAGAUGUUUCAAUUUACUGUAUAUUUUGUAGUUAUUGUACAUGUUGCCCUAAUCAGAUUGCUUUAAAGCACUCUUUUUAUAUUUGCUAUCUUCUUGUACUAAUAUAUAGAAGGAGUAAAUGUAUCUUCCAUAAGGAACUUCAUUGGUGAGAUGGCACUGUCUAGAUUACAUAAGCAUAUGCAUCUUCUUUGGUAAUUGAAUGCAAAAGAGAGAUAUACAAGGCUUUUCUUUCUUACUUUUCCAAGCGAAAUCCUUAAAUGUUUCAUGACUAAUGUUUAUCUGGCUGUGAUCUUAAUACAAACCUAACUGAUAUUUCAUCUAAGAGAUUAUUUCUGUCUUGUAGUUAAAAAUUAAUCCUGUAUUCUGCAUUCUUAUUAAUGUUUCUCUUUACCUUCAAGUGAUAUUGGUGCUAUUAAAUAACACUGUAUAAUAAUGGCUAUUUCUGAUACUUAAGUACAAUUUCAGCUACAGUAAUUCAUGUAUUAACUUCAGCAAAGUUGUUAACUUAUUGGGUCCAUGCUACUGAGCUAUGUAUAUAUAAAUUAAAAAGUAAUAGCUACAAAGUUUCAAAAUAUUAUCUAAUAUGAGUCUUACUGCACAGUAUAAAAUUAUUAUUUUUGAACUGUAGAGUCCUAUUUCAGUGUUAUGAGUCACUGUUGUUUUAAAAAUCUCUAUUCUAAAAUGAUAGGCCUAUACAAAAGAUGUCUAUAAUGUGAGUGGUUAACUAUAAUUUACACAUCCUAAAAGUGUGUCAAUGCUCAAAUUUCAGAAUUACUAUCAGAACUUGGAUUAACAGUCCUUUGAAUAGUUUCAUAGAUGACAACUCCUCAUUCAAUGAAAAUUAAUUUUAUUUUCCCAAGUUUCUAAGACUGGUGAAUAUAAAGGAUGAUUGAACUGGAAUUCUACUGGGGAACCAAGCAAAUGAAUGAUUAAAUUAUGAAGCUUAUAUUCUUUUGAAGGUAACUACAAAAGAGAUUUUUUUCAAAACUGUCUUAGGUCAUUAUUAGAAAAGACUCAUGAUCAUUAAAGCAUUACUACUCAUUUGACAAUAUGGAUGUUACUAUGUUAGUCAAAAAGGUCAAUCAGUCUCAUGACUUUAUAGUUAUACCUUAUAUUUAAGAUGUUUUUAAAAAAUAUUUGGAUAUGUCAUUUGAGCAAAAGUAUUUGAUUAAUAAAAUAUCUAUUUAAAUAAAUAAUGGCUUCUAUCUUUUCAAAUAGCAAGUUUUUUCAAAUUGGCAAGUUUUAAAGCCAAAAUAUACAUACAUAGUCAUAUAAAAGUAACCUAUUAACUUGUAACAAGUAGACUAUAUGAUAUCCUUAUUUCUGAAUAGCAUUGAUCAUUUUCAAAAUUACUUUUUAUUGAGAUUUGUCAUUAACUAUUUUAUUUCAGAGACUGAAAUUUUGUACCAAGUGGAUCUAGGUUUCAUGUACAAAUAUGUUGGUUCUUUUAUUUGUGAGUGGGGAAGAGGUGGGUGAUGGUCGACUUUCCCAGUAUCUAUAAUAAACUUUUUAAAACUUAUAAAA
Messenger RNA from Dama dama (fallow deer), 2661 nucleotides. RefSeq names its product caveolin 2 (gene CAV2). Gene Ontology annotation, biological process: positive regulation of MAPK cascade; insulin receptor signaling pathway; negative regulation of endothelial cell proliferation. Bases 81 to 569 code for a protein of 162 amino acids. Gene Ontology annotation, molecular function: protein kinase binding; molecular adaptor activity. The transcript has 3 exons. Gene Ontology annotation, cellular component: cytoplasmic vesicle; caveola; perinuclear region of cytoplasm. The record is from RefSeq and is a predicted model, not a curated record. Lineage: Eukaryota; Metazoa; Chordata; Mammalia; Artiodactyla; Cervidae.